UAUCGACUUUACAAAAAUAAAAAUCGUUUUUUUUUUUUUUGCAAUAACGCAUCGAUUCUGUUUACUUGCGAGAAAUAUGCAAAAUAGCCAUCGAAAAGUGCCGCAAAAUGUAACAAACACCUAGCUGCAGACCCAAGAUGAUACCCUGGAUGCGGGAGAAGUUCAACGAGAAACGGGCCAAGUGGUUGGCGCGUAGCAAGCGCAGCGGUGGUUCUCCGGCUGACGAAAGCCCUCGGAGCAGCAGUCAUAGCCACAGCCAGCGGACAGACGCCAGCGAUGCGGAGAGCCUGAGCGGAUCCUCGUUGAAUGUCCACACGGCGGAAUCUGAAACGCAGACGGAUGGCGGGAUAUCCGCUUCCAAUUCGCGGCCCCUUGUGGGCGGGGGCAGUUGCGUCCUAAGGACUCCAUCGCCCGCUCGCCGACGUCGCAUUCACCUUGAGCUACAGCUGCAGCGACGAGAGGAACGUGCUGAGCAUCAGAAGGUGGUGCCACAGGACUCGCCCACGCCCACUCACCAACAGCAGGCUAAUGCUUUGUUUCUCAGGAAAUCAGCCCAUACAAAUCGCCCAGGUAGCUCUACUUCUGGCGAGGCAGACGAUGCCAGCAGGCCAGGUGAAUCUAUCCUGGUGCGGGUAAUCUGCCCCAGCUCUCGGGUUCUUAUCUUCAAAACGGACGUUAAUAAGCGCCUAAACGAGCUGAAGAGUGAGGUGAUUCUGGAACUGAGCGACGAUCCCGACUCCAUCCAGCUAUUUGCCCCAGAUGUGCGGCAUCUUAAUCCGCGAUACCGUCUCUAUCGGGCGGAAUACUUCGGCGGCGAGCUUAACGAGGGCGACACGCUGGCCCAGCUAAAAGUUCGCAACAAUGAGACUUUCAUACUCUCCCCACGACGCAAUACUCUGCCGCAGACUGUUUCACGGAUACGUGAGGUUCCUGGCCCAAAUGAGCAGCUGGUGGAGAGCGCCACCCGAUACGUGCCCGUCAAUUGCAACCAGCUGCCCACCAUCGAUAUUAAUGAAAUCUUUCAGCAGUCGAAUAUCCAAUACGAUGUGCGAAAGGUGUUGAUCUCUUUGGCUCAAGCUUCUGCGGCGGUUAUAGGAGCUGGCCCUUAUGCUCCACGCCUGAUAGCUAUGCUAAAGCAACGUUUGAUCAAUCGCCGAAAUCAGCAAGCGGAUACGCUGCAAUGCCUCGUGGACAUGGGCUUCAAGCGGGAGCUAGCCGCAUUUGCCUUAAAAGCACACAAUGGCAUUUACUCGACCACGAUGGAGUGGCUAAUACAGAACCAAAACGAGGAAAAUCCACAGGAACCGCCGGGCAUGAAUAUGCAGCACAGUCUAUCUUCCAUCUCACCCUCCACGAUUGUCACCAAUAAUGAAACCAUUGAAAACACUGCUGCCUUGAUUGAGAUUGUACGAAUCUACAGCCACCGGGAUUCCCCUCCCAGCGAUGAGAUUGUGGAAUCGCUUACAGAAAUGGGCUUCGAGGAGACGGCAGUGCUCGCGGCACUGAAGAAAACUGGCAACAACAAGGCGUCCGCGUGCGAAUGGUUGUGCGACAAUCGAUCGGGUAGCGUUAUUGAACUGCGUGAAGGCUUGGCGCCCGAUUCGCCCAUCCUAAAGGUGAUCCUGGAAAUGCCACAAGUCCAGAUGACCCUAAGCAAUCCAAAGACUUUUUUGGCAUUUCUGGGCAUCCUGGAAAACGAACAUGCGAUACGCGUGUGGCGUGGCGACAACGACACAACCUCGGUCAUCACACAUAUCCUUCAAAAGUACCAUGAGGAGAAGCAUGUGCUUGGCAUCAAUCAGUUCUAUACGAACCGCUGGUGAAAGAUGCCGCUAAGUGGCUUUACUAUGAGAUUAACCAAAUUAUAUUUAUACAUAUACAUACACAAUCACACACCCGAAGUGCAUGGCUGUAGCUUGGUCCAUUUUGGGGCUCUAAUUAUACAUUGUGUAUGUGCCCGUAUGUAAAGAGUAUUUUUGUAGCCAAAAACCAUGAAAGUAAACUGCACAAAGCCAAAAGAUGCAAUCGCUUCGCCAAGAGCACGCGGCUGCACUCUACAAACGCUUACCGAUCAGUACGAAUUGCAUUUUAUACAUACAUAUACAUAUAUAUACAUACAUACACAUAUAUAUACAUACAUACAUAUAUAUAUAUAUAUAUAUAUAUAUAUAAAUAUAAAAUGUAUCUAUAUCUAGUCAGGCCUUCAUCCUACAAUUGUAUUAGGUUAAACAAUAAUUACUCUAUUCAUCUAGUUUGCUAGCUCAUCUUCAGCCGAAUCUCGCACUACAUUUAGAAAAUGUCACAUACUGCAUCCCACAGAAACAACCCAUCAGUUUAUAAGCGCUCGUACGUGUGGUGAUUUAAGUGCGUUGUAAUCCCAGGUUGUUUAAACCAUCAACUUGAACUCAAAGUAUUAUUUUGUAAACCAAAUAUUCAAAUUUGCAUAGUUUUAACAAAAUGCAAAUAAAUCAAUUAGUUUUUGAUACAAAAC
This is a messenger RNA of Drosophila melanogaster (fruit fly), 2491 nucleotides long. It is a transcript of the gene Kpc2, whose product is annotated as Kip1 ubiquitination-promoting complex subunit 2. The transcript is spliced from 6 exons. The coding region runs from base 138 to 1823 and encodes 561 amino acids. Lineage: Eukaryota; Metazoa; Arthropoda; Insecta; Diptera; Drosophilidae. The record is from RefSeq and is marked reviewed.